This is a messenger RNA of Morus notabilis, 691 nucleotides long. RefSeq lists its product as uncharacterized. The transcript has 2 exons. Gene Ontology annotation, molecular function: endopeptidase inhibitor activity. The record is from RefSeq and is a predicted model, not a curated record. The coding region runs from base 11 to 538 and encodes 175 amino acids. Lineage: Eukaryota; Viridiplantae; Streptophyta; Magnoliopsida; Rosales; Moraceae.
AUAACAAAAAAUGGAAGCUAUUUCUUUAGUCACAGUGUUCCUCCUUUUCCUUUCCUUCACAACGAGAGGAGACUCCGCCAGGCCCGGCCUUGGCGUUCUCCCGCCUGCAGUCGUUGAUAGCUCGGGAAACGAACUCCUAAAGGGCAAAUACUAUGAUUUGGUGGCUUGGCCUAAUGUUCCGCUGCCAUUAAUAUACGUCUCCUCCAUUUCACCACUCGUAGAAGAAAUGGAACCUGUUGGGUUCAACACAAAGUCGAAUUAUUUACGAUCGCGACACCGAGUCUUCCGGCCCGGUUGGUUUAAAUUUGAAAGAAACUCCGAACAUCCUCGGCGUGAUUACAAGCUUCUAUGGUGCCCUGUCUAUGUGGUGGAUCAAUAUGUGCGCUCAUCAGAUGAUUGCCAAACCAUUGGAAUCUUUGCUGAUAGCGAUGGAAUUGAGCGUCUGACUCUAGCUGAUACUUCAGUGCCAUUUGGAUUCAGGGCCUACGUAGGACCACAGAGUGAUCAGCACUUGAAAAUGAGUACUUCUAAUGCUUAAUUUUCGAAAUGAAACUUUGCUUCUUCCGUGUUGUAAUGCAUCUAAUAUCAUUAGAUUUAGAUGCUAACUAUGUAUGUACCUAAAAUAAUGAAUUACUAAAUAAGGAAGAAGGUGGUCUUUUAGUGUUAAACUAAACAUUAUUGAUGUGUGAUA